AUGUUUUAUCAACAUAAUUUUAAGUAUGAUAAUGAAUUAAUUGAAAAAAAACAUUUGGUUUCAUUCUAUAAUGAAGAUAGUAAAAAUAAUCUUCGCGCUGCUCCUAAAAUUACAUACUCUCAUAUAUUUCCUGGGCCUUUUGAAAAAAUGCGCGUAUAUUUAGCAGCACAGGUGUUUAGUGAGAGUGUCUCAGCUGGAAUGCUACUUUUCUUAAACUCAAGCCACUUACCUGAUACUUCAUUGCCUACAAUCAACUUUAUUCAAAAUAUGGAUAAACUUUUUGACAUAUUUAAUUCUUCUAGACGACCUGGCUUAAAACAAUUUAAUAGACCUUUUAAAAAUACUGAUUCGCAAAUUUCACAUUUAAAAUUUAUGGAAAACUUUUUUAAAACAUUACAAGUAUUUAACAAAAAAACAAAUGUUGAAGUGACAAACCAAAUGAAAUUUAUUAGAGGUUGGUUAAUUUCAAUCUCUGGUUUAUUUCAAUUGUGGGAAUCAUUAAAAGUUACCAAUACUGAUGAGAGUUAUGUUCUGUAUACAAGUCGAAUCAAUCAAGAUAGGUUGGAAAAUUUAUUUGGCACGUUUCGUACCCAACAUAACGGAAAUAAUAUUAAUCCAACCCCAAUACAAUUUAUCUGGUCAUAUAAACAAAAUUUUUGUCUCAAUUAUUUCACCCACUCUGACAAUGCAAAUUGCAUAGGAGACUUGGAUGAAAUUUUAUCUAAAAUUAAUACAGAUCCCUUAAAUGACGAAAACAUAAAAAUAAUAUUUCAUGAUAAAAAUCCAUUUCAAUUUAAAAAAAAUAUACUUGCAAUAGACACCCCAGAUUAUAGGAAUUUAUCGAUGCCAGAAAAAAAUGCUUUCAUAUAUGUUUGUGGAUUUCUAAUGAAGAAAUGCAUUGAAAAACACUCUUGUGAUAUUUGUAUUCAAUAUGCAAAAUCACAAAACAAAUUGGAUGAGUCCUUUUUACUUUGCUAUUUCAAAGCAUAUGAGAAUGCAGAAAAAACAAUGUUUGGCAACUUAAUGAUGCCACAACAUGCAUUUUAUAAUUAUAUUGAUGAAUUGGAAAACAUAUUUAUAAAUAGAUUUCCACACAUAGCUAUUAACAAAGAAGUAGGUAUUAAGUUAAAAUUAAGCAUGAUUAAUGUUGUAUUUAGUCAUCCAUGUCCUCUUUUUAGUAAAGAUUAUUUAAUUAAUUAUUUUAUUAGAUUUAGAAUUCAUGCUGCAAUUAAAUUUUUAAAUAGGAAUUUAAUAUCAGAAAAAAUAAAAAAAAAUAGAAAAUUAUGUAUACUAAAUCAUUUAUGA
Messenger RNA from Macrosiphum euphorbiae (potato aphid), 1305 nucleotides. Lineage: Eukaryota; Metazoa; Arthropoda; Insecta; Hemiptera; Aphididae. The record is from the annotation of a GenBank genome assembly.